Messenger RNA from Medicago truncatula (barrel medic), 2069 nucleotides. Its product is annotated as LEAF RUST 10 DISEASE-RESISTANCE proteinUS RECEPTOR-LIKE PROTEIN KINASE-like 2.4. NCBI's taxonomy places the organism in Eukaryota, Viridiplantae, Streptophyta, Magnoliopsida, Fabales, Fabaceae. Bases 39 to 1994 code for a protein of 651 amino acids. The record is from RefSeq and is a predicted model, not a curated record. The transcript has 3 exons. Gene Ontology annotation, molecular function: ATP binding; protein kinase activity; polysaccharide binding. Gene Ontology annotation, biological process: protein phosphorylation.
ACAUAAACCAGUUCCUUUUAGUUCAUUGAUCUCUCAGCAUGGCUUCCAUGUAUAAUAUCAACCCUAUCCUCCAUUUUCUUCAGUUCAUAAUCCUUUUGAAACUGAUUCAGAUACCUUUAUGUUUGAGCACAAAUGAAGGUUGUGAGAAUCUGUUUAAUUGUGGAAAUAUAAAACAAAUUGGUUUUCCUUUCUGGGGAGAGGAUCGACCAAAAGAGUGUGGCCACCCUUUGUUGAAUCUCAAUUGCACAAACAAUACCAGCUACAUAACAAUCAAUGAAGUCAAGUAUAAUGUUUUAGAAGCCAAACCUGAUGAACAUACUUUGAGAAUCACCAAAGAGGACUAUUUGCAAGGACUAUGUCCAACAAAACUUGUCAACACAACAUUAGACCCCGACCUCUUUGUUUAUGGUCCUGACUACAAUAAUCUUACACUCUUCUAUGGUUGUCCACCUUCAAUUACUUUCCCUUUGAACGGGCGCUUUCUAUGUCCUUCAAAUGGAUAUUCUGAUGAAUUUGUUUAUACUUGGUUUGGGUAUAAUCUUGAUCCUCAAGCUUUUUCAUGCCGAGAAAGUAUGGUUGUUCCAGUCUUGAAUUCGUUGAUUGCUGUUGGUGAUUUGACUAGAAUACGAAGUGCAAUCGGAGGUGAAUUUGUGGUGAGAUGGAUAGCUGGUAUUCAAGAUUGUGAGAAGUGUCAAAAAUCAGGUGGAUUUUGUGGUUAUAACUGGACUUCAAGGCAAACAACCUGUUACUGUGGAGACCAACCUUGCUCUAAUGGACAGUCUCAAAAAUCUCCAUCAGGUUCAAAACGGAAGUGGAGAUUUAUUGUGAUAGGUGCUUCGCUUGUUGCAUUUGGAGUAACAAUGCUCUUAAUUAUUUUGGUUAGUUAUCACCUUAAAAGGGGUAUAGGUACACAACAUAAGAUCAUUUUCUGGAAAAGAAAGAAACUUGUGGACAACAAUGUGGAGAUAUUCAUGCAGAGUUAUAAUUUAUCGAUGCCAAGAAGGUAUAGAUAUACAGAAGUAAAAAGGAUCACAAACUCAUUUCGGGAUAAAUUAGGCCAAGGAGGAUAUGGUGUUGUUUACAAAGCAAGUUUAAUUGAUGGUCGUCAAGUGGCGGUGAAAGUAAUAAAUGAAUCCAAAGGAAAUGGAGAAGAAUUCAUAAAUGAAGUUGCUAGCAUUAGUCGAACAUCACACAUGAACAUUGUGUCCCUUUUAGGCUUUUGUUAUGAGGUGGACAAAAGAGCACUAAUAUAUGAAUUCAUGCCCAAUGGAUCAUUGGAUAAGUUCAUCUAUAAAAGUGAAUUUCCUAACGCUAUUUGUGAUUUUGAUUGGAACACUUUGUUCCAAAUAGCAAUUGGCAUUGCUAGAGGUCUAGAGUACUUGCACCAAGGAUGCAGUUCAAGGAUUCUGCAUCUUGAUAUAAAACCUCAAAACAUUCUUUUGGAUGAUGAUUUUUGCCCAAAAAUCUCUGAUUUUGGACUAGCGAAAAUAUGCCAAAAGAAGGAUAGUAUUGUGUCAAUAUUAGGGGCAAGAGGAACAAUAGGAUAUAUGGCACCAGAAGCAUUUAAUAGAUCAUUUGGUGGAGUUUCUUACAAAUCUGAUGUAUAUAGUUAUGGCAUGUUGAUUCUUGAAAUGAUCGGAGGAAGGAAGAACUAUGACACUGGAGGGUCGUGUACUCCGGAAAUGUAUUUUCCAGAUUGGAUUUAUAAGGAUCUUGAGCAAGGUAAUAAUAACCUUUUUAACUGUAUGACAUCGUCAGAGGAAGAAAAUGAUAUGGUUAGAAAGAUUACUUUGGUGAGUCUAUGGUGUAUUCAAACCAAACCAUUAGACAGGCCACCGAUGAAUAAAGUAAUAGAAAUGUUGCAAGGACCACUUUCCUCGGUGUCAUAUCCUCCAAAGCCUGUCUUAUUUUCUCCUGAAAGGACACCGCUACAAAUGCCGCAUAUAUCUUCAUCCGAUUCGUAUGAGACAAAUUCUAUUACUCUAUCAAAUUAAUUGUUCUAUCUUUGAAUUAAAUUGUUAGUUCAAUAAUUUCCAAAAUUAAAUAAUUGUAACCUGUCAAAUAAUGGU